AUGGUCAUGGGUGACAAGAAGAGCCCGACCAGGCCGAAAAGGCAAGCCAAACCUGCAGCCGACGAAGGCUUUUGGGAUUGUAGCGUGUGCACCUUCAGGAACAGCGCCGAAGCCUUCAAAUGCAGCAUCUGCGAUGUCAGGAAAGGCACGUCCACAAGAAAACCUAGAAUAAACUCUCAGCUGGUGGCACAACAAGUUGCCCAGCAAUAUGCAACCCCACCACCACCUAAGAAGGAGAAGAAGGAGAAAGUGGAAAAACAAGACAAAGAAAAACCUGACAAAGAGAAGGAAAUUAGUCCAAGUGUUACAAAGAAGAACACUAACAAGAAGACUAAACCAAAGUCGGAUAUUGUGAAAGAUCCUCCUAGUGAAGCAAACAGCAUACAGUCUGGGAAUACUACAACAAAGACCAGCGACUCAAAUCACACUUCAAGACCCAGACUGAAAAAUGUGGACAGAAGUACCGCACAGCAGCUGGCAGUCACAGUGGGAAAUGUAACAGUAAUUAUCACAGACUUUAAAGAAAAGACUCGCUCUUCAUCCACAUCAUCUUCUACAGUGACCUCCAGUGCAGGAUCAGAACAACAGAAUCAGAGCAGCUCGGGCUCUGAGAGCACAGACAAGGGCUCGUCCCGUUCCUCCACGCCCAAGGGGGACAUGUCGGCAGUCAACGACGAAUCUUUCUGA
This is a messenger RNA of Cinclus cinclus, 687 nucleotides long. It is a transcript of the gene RYBP, whose product is annotated as RING1 and YY1 binding protein. Gene Ontology annotation, cellular component: nucleus. The coding region runs from base 1 to 687 and encodes 228 amino acids. Gene Ontology annotation, molecular function: DNA binding; transcription coregulator activity. The transcript has 5 exons. The record is from RefSeq and is a predicted model, not a curated record. Gene Ontology annotation, biological process: positive regulation of DNA-templated transcription. NCBI's taxonomy places the organism in Eukaryota, Metazoa, Chordata, Aves, Passeriformes, Cinclidae.